This is a messenger RNA of Bipolaris zeicola 26-R-13, 468 nucleotides long. RefSeq lists its product as uncharacterized. The record is from RefSeq and is a predicted model, not a curated record. Lineage: Eukaryota; Fungi; Ascomycota; Dothideomycetes; Pleosporales; Pleosporaceae. The coding region runs from base 1 to 468 and encodes 155 amino acids. The transcript has a single exon.
AUGUCGACAAGAGAACGUCUUGCUGUUGUCGCUGCCUUUGCUGGAGCAGCUUCUUGUCUUGUCCGCAUGCAGAGUAGCGAGCAUGCACUGCGGGUGCAGGAGUCCAACGCAAAGGGGCGUGAGACGCUUCCGCCCAUCCAUCAUCACGCAUCCAUCCACUGGCCGCAGUCGCAUGGCAUGGCAUGGCCUGGCCUGCCCAGUGCCGCCAUGGCUGGCGCAGCUGGUGCUUGUGCUGGUGCUGGUGCUAUUGCUGCUAUUAUUGCUGCUGGUUCCAGUCUGCCGUUUGCCGCCCACCUGGCUCCCUGUCUCCCUGCCUCCCUGCUUCCCUACGCAACCAAGUGCGCUGGAAUGCGCUACAACACGGCGACGACGACAACCAAGACGGGGCCCAGCUGCUGCGACACACGGCGUCCCCUUUUCGCAGCCGCCAUGGACGCGUCUGCUCUCCAACGCUCCGUGCCAGAGUAG